CGUCGUAUGUUUUUGAUCAGAGGCUAAUUUCUUGAGCUGCACCGCCUGUCGGACCUCCCCGGCCCAUGGUCUAUUAUAGUACAUGUAGUCUCUAUAUAAAAGCUACCGCGGUCUCUACAGUACGGAUCAGAUAUGGCUGUUAAAAGCAUACUAAAAGACACAACAGAGCGUGAGAGAGCAAGGCAUUUCUUGGCCCUCACCUUAAAGCAUGGAGGCUCUACCAGCUACAACGAGUGGGCUAGACACUAUGAGGCUGACAUCCUGGACUCCCUAGGCUACAAAGCUCAUACCAGUGUAACUAUAAAGUGGCAAAGCUACCAUAAAUAUCUUGUGACUCGAAAUGAAACGACGAAGCAUAAGAUUCUUGAUGCUGGUUGUGGAACAGGCCUCGUUGGAGAAUCAGUGGUUUCUGCUUGCUCCCCUGAUUCUAUCCAACUUUAUGGCGGUGAUGUCAGCGAGAAGAUGCUCGAAGAAGCAAAGAUGAAGGGAAUAUAUACCGACCUGCUAGUGAUUGAUCUCAACAUUGAGCUACCCUACAAUGCUGACAGUUUCGACAGCAUAGUGUGUGCUGGUGUGUUUGGAAAGGGACAGUGUGAUGUAGACUGCCUCCCGAAUAUUCUCCGAGUUCUCAAGCCUGGAUGCUACUAUGUCGGGACAGUUAAUGCAGACAGAUAUGAUGUGUCACUGUGGACAAGAACUAUUCAAGAGUGUGACUGUGUAUUGAUUGAAGAUAGUGAAAUGCCUGUUCGUGAUUGUGCAACUGGAAUUGUUCUUGUUAUUAUGAAGAAUUGAAUUGUG
Molecule: messenger RNA, 798 nt
Organism: Halichondria panicea
Lineage: Eukaryota; Metazoa; Porifera; Demospongiae; Suberitida; Halichondriidae
Product: methyltransferase-like protein 27
Exons: 1
Coding region: 133-792 (219 amino acids)
Molecular function (GO): S-adenosylmethionine-dependent methyltransferase activity
Source: RefSeq, a predicted model, not a curated record